GGUCUUCCUCCCAAAAUUCCCAAAUUUUAGUUCCCGCUGAGCGGGGCGCCUCUUUAGAUUUUCGUUUCCUUUCUCUCGCCUCCCUCCGCUCUUUCUCUCUCCUCGGAUUGCCGGCGACGACCAUUUUUUUUGAUCCUGGUCAAGUAUCGUUAUCGUCAUUAAAUCUCAUCCUGUGACAAAGGUGCUUAGUUUGUGUGGCGUUUGAAUGUCAAUGAGAAGUGCUUGCUAGGAAGCUGUUACUUUGUUGAAAUAUCAAAUAUCUUUAUUUUUUUCCUCCAUUACCAUAUUGAGAGGUUCAAGAGAAAGGACUCGUUUCUUUGUUUUUUGUGACUGGGAGCAUAAUGUGGAGGAAGGUUUUGUUUUUGCGGUUAGCCAAUCUCACAUGAGGAGUUUCAAGGAUAGCUUUUUUUACAAGUUACAAUGGAGUGUAAUAAAGAAGAGGCUCUCAGAGCCAAGGAGAUCGCUGAAAAGAAAAUGCAACUCAAAGAUUUUUUGGGGGCCAAAAAAGUUGCUCUGAAGGCUCAACAGCUCUUCUCAGACCUUGAUAACAUCUCUCAGAUGAUAACAGUUUGUGAAGUCCAUUGCCGCGCGGGGCUUAAGGUCAAUGGCGAAAUGGAUUGGUAUGGUGUUCUCCAAUUAGAACAAACAGCCGAUGAAUCAUCGAUCAAGAAGCAGUAUCGCAAGCUUGCUCUUCUGCUUCAUCCAGACAAGAACAAGUUUGCUGGUGCUGAAGCAGCAUUUAAGCUGAUUGGUGAAGCGAAUAUGAUAUUGUCUGAUCGAGCUAAACGUUCUGUGUACGACAUGAAAAGAAGAGCUAAUAUUACGACAGCUGUGUCGAAGCAACCUGCACAAAAUGCAAAUAUGACCACUUUUCCUAGAAAACAACCUGCAGUUCAGCACAAUUUUACAAGCACUGCUACGUUUCACUUUGGCAACAUAAACCAGCAGCAGUCAGUUGGAUCCCAAACUUUUUGGACCAUGUGUUCAGCUUGUUGCAUGAAAUUCCAAUAUUUCCGGAACCUUUUGAAUAGAUCUAUCCGCUGUAAUAGAUGCUUGCAACCUUUUGUUGCAAUGGAACUAAAUGAACAAUCUGUGCCACGCCCUUGGGAAAGUUCUAAUUUACAUAGCCAUACUCAAAAUUCCAAGCAAGAGGUUCCAUUUCAAGGAAGCACUUUUGGCAAUUUUUCUUUUGCCACGGGUUUUCAAGGAAAUGUUGCUGGAGGAUCUAGUUCUGGAGUCAAUAUGGACCGUUGUGGGAAAAAGGAGGAUGGUAACAAGGUAAAGCCUGAAAAAGUAAAUACAGCAAAGGCAGGUAGGAAGGAGCGACCGGUUAAGCCUUCGGCUCAAAAUUCACGCAAAAAGAAAGGUAGAAAGAUGGUCAUAGAAUCUAGUGAUUCAGAAAGUAGCACUGACCUUGAGUAUGAAGCUGCCGAAGAUAGUGUCCAUGUUGAAGAACAGAAUAUUGGGACUAGUAAUGGGCGUUACCCACGACGAUCUAGCCGUGUAAAGCAAGAUGUUACAUAUAAUGAACGUCAAAUUGAUGAUGAUGAUGAUUUUGUUAGUCCUAAAAGAUUAAGAAAGGCUGGAGCUUCUGGUGGCAUCCAUAACAAUGCUAAUGAUGAUCGGAGAAAAAGCGCAUCUGAAGAGAACUUACCUAAUGGAGAUGAACCAGUCAAGAAAUACAAGGUGCAUGAAACUGAGCAAGAACCAAACGUUACUUCGGAGCCUGUGGCCUCUUCAAACGUUAGGUCUUUCUCUUCUCCCGAUUCUGAAUUUUAUGAUUUUGAGCAGGAGAGGGAUCCUAGUAAAUUUGCAGCUGAUCAGAUCUGGGCUGUCUAUGAUGACUUAGAUGCAAUGCCGAGAUUCUAUGCUCGGAUUAGGCAAGUAUUUACCCCAUUCAGGUUGCGUUUCACUUGGCUAGAGUAUGUCCCUUUUAGAGAACAUGAAUCAGAAUGGUACAGUGCCGAGCUUCCAGUUGCCUGUGGAAAGUACAGGCACGGCAAGUUAGAAUCCACCACCACUGUGGAGAUGUUCUCUCAUCAAGUUUCUUGGAAGAGUGGCGGAGGCGCAAACCGGAAUACAUAUGAUAUGUAUCCUCAUAAGGGUGAGAUUUGGGCUCUUUUCAAGGGUUGGGAUGCUGGGUGGAUCUCUGAUGCAAACAGUCAUAGGCUUUAUGAAUAUGAAGUCAUUGAAGUCCUUUCUGAUUUAUCUGAUGGCAACGAUUUUUAUGUUGUCGAUUUAGUCAAGGUACAGGGAUCCGUGAGCUUGUUCAUGAGAUCAGUGGUUAAUGGAAAGCGUCGAAUACUCCGUAGUGAAGUACUUCGAUUUUCUCACAGGAUUCCUUCCUAUAGACUGUCUGGGGGUGAAAGAGAGGGGGUUCCAGAAGGUUCUUUUGAGCUUGACACUGCUUCUUUGCCGAAUAAUUUUGGAGAUGUCUUUCCUUCUGUUUCUCCUGACACUGCUUCUGUUAAAGCAAUGAGCAUGAAACUAAAUGAGGAGAAUGAUAUGGAGACUAGGGGGAGUAAAGGUGUUUCCGCUGAUGCGCUAAAUCGGGAUUCGCCUAAUGAAGACUGGUUCCAUGACUUUCAUGAAGAUAAGACCAUCGAUACUUUUCAACGUGGACAAAUUUGGGCAGUUUACAGUGAUAUAGACCAGUACCCAAAGUUCUACGUAAUGAUAAAGAAAGUUGAUGGUGAUGAUAUAGCCGUAUCAUGGGUCGAGCUUUCCCCCCAAGGAAAAGACGAGGAGAAGUGGAUCAAGAAAAAUCUUCCAGCUACCUGUGGCAGAUUUAAAGUUGAGCGUGCAACAAAUGAAACCUUUGAUACUGCUCACUUUUCUCAUAUGGUGCAGGCUGAAGACGGGAAAAAGUGGGAGUAUGAUAUUUAUCCAAGAACCGGUCAGGUUUGGGCGCUGUACAAAGAUUGGAGCAUGGACUGGUCAGAAGAAGACUUGAGUAAAUGUGAACACUACGUGGCAGAAAUCCUCGAGGUUACUGGUUCUGUAGUGAAAGUUCUGCUGUUGACCAAGGUUGUUGAUUAUAAUUUCGUAUUCAAGCCUGAAAAGGAAGGAGGAGUUGAGCAGGUUAUGGAGAUACCGUUAAGUGAAAAUCUGAGAUUCUCUCAUCAAAUUCCGGCGUUCCAGCUGACAGAAGAAUUUGAUGGUUCGCUCCGCGGCUAUUGGGAACUCGAUUCUGCAUCGGUACCAAAACCAUAUAUUUAAAUUAAUGUAACUUUGUUUUGAAUUUUGAAAUAGAAAUUUAUCAUCUCUGAAGCUAGAACUGUUCCCUGAAGUGUCACGAGCGAGUCCUUUGGAAAUACAGUGAUAUCUAUAUGUUCAUAUCUAAUUUCUCUUUGAAACGCAUCAAUGUCUCUCUGGUUUUUAUCAUAAAAAAAUCUUUCUAUUUUAAGCCAUA
This is a messenger RNA of Asparagus officinalis (garden asparagus), 3412 nucleotides long. RefSeq lists its product as uncharacterized. Lineage: Eukaryota; Viridiplantae; Streptophyta; Magnoliopsida; Asparagales; Asparagaceae. The record is from RefSeq and is a predicted model, not a curated record.